AUCCGUUAUGUUUGUUCGAUAUUUUGUUGUCAUAUCAGAGUCUCGUGUUGUCAUGAUAUGUAGCUUUAGUUAUUUGUUUUUGUUGUUUCGUUAAUGUAAAACAUGCAUAAUCACUUGUUGUUGUUGUUGUUGUAGUUGUUGUAUCCUUAUCAUUGAUCACAACCAAUUUAUAAGAUCGAUUUCUUUUUUUUCUAAAAUGGAUGAAAAACUGCAAGCUCGCUCAAUACAAGCUCGUUGUGUUGGUGAUGGUGAUGGUGAUAAUAAUAAUAAUGAUGAUGAUGUUAUUAGAAGUCAGCAAGUCGACAUUAAAUCAAUAGCUAUAAUGAGUAUCGACGACGAAAAUCCUAAACAAAAAGAAUUAAUUUCGAAUAAAAUUGUUGCCAAUCAUUGUUCCAAUCUUGAUCAUUUGUUUCGUACUCAAAUGACAAUCAAUACAAUUUACAAACGUAUCCAAGAUAAAUUGGAUCGUUUGGAUAAUAAAAUUCUUUUUUCAACUUUCUUAUGUUUUAUAUCGUUAUUGUUUAUUAUAAUGGCAAUUUUGUCUUAUUUUUCAAUCAAUAAGGAAUCGCUUAUCGCUGCAAUAGUAGCUAGUGCCUUAUUUUCGAAUAUCCUGAAUCUAAUCACAUUGUGUGCCAAUCAUUGUGGCAACUAUUUCAUCGUUUAUCUUUACUGCAUGUUGACCCUGUUGCAUAUUUUAGUCAAUAUUUUCAUCGCAAUCUCAUUUCAUUGGUUCUUUUUGGCAAUAUUGUUUCAAAUUUUUGCUGUGAUUUUGGCAACAGCACAUUUACGGCGAAUAAAACGGGAACAAUUUCCAAGAUUUCGUCCCAAUUUAGACGAUAUUGAAUAUUAAUAUAAAAUCUUUAUUUUCUGUUAUCCCAAAAUUUUUCGGCAAUAAAAUUUUUUUUGAUACUUUGAAUCGAUACUAUCGAUUCUUUGCGUUUUA
This is a messenger RNA of Dermatophagoides pteronyssinus (European house dust mite), 943 nucleotides long. RefSeq lists its product as uncharacterized. NCBI's taxonomy places the organism in Eukaryota, Metazoa, Arthropoda, Arachnida, Sarcoptiformes, Pyroglyphidae. The record is from RefSeq and is a predicted model, not a curated record.